UCAGUGAGCCGCCAGCGGUCGCUCGGAGCUGUGAAGUAACAAAUUAAUUGUUAUUUUACUAAAUAAUGUGUUGUAGUGAUUUGUGAGUGAAAAUUACAUUAGUUGUAGGAAAUUAUGACCAGUGAAAAUAUGAAGGAACGUUGGGACCAGUUGGGCCUUCCACCAAUGGAGCUGGCCGAGUCAUCGGGAAAUAGUCGCGAUAACAAUGGAGGGAACAGAUGUUUAUUCCCUUCAUUACAAAAACUGCUAUUAUUGUUACUGCUAACAUUUUUCGCAGUAGGCACUUACAUCUUACUCUUAAGAAUAUCUGAAAACACUGACUCCACGAAAAUAAUAAUUGUCACUGGGAAUAAUGACCUUCCUAAUGUAACGCUUCGCAAUAUAGAAUUGUAUUCUAUUCAUAAGCAAGAGAAAAAUGACACUUCCGAACAAGAACUGACAUCAGAGCCUCCAAUUAUUUUAAGAAAGAAAAGAGAAAUCACCUCGGAUAAGCCUGCAGUUAACACGGAAGAACCUAUCGUUUACAGUGACGAACUGUUACAGAAAUCUAGGGACCUGAUGAUGGAAUACGAUGUUCAUUGCAGACAAGAAAAUAGAAAUUUGGUCUGCAAAGACUUGGUUACAAAAUUGAGAGCACUACAAAACGACGAUGAAACGAACAGUAAAGAAGAUCAACCUAAAAUCAAUUUGGAUGUCAACAAUAACGUGCAAAGAGUCGCCGCUGAAGGUAAAGCAAAGCAAAGUAUUGAUUUUAAUGACCUUACAAAACGGGAUACGUUGAUGAAUAUUGAACAUUUUAUGGACUCUGUCCCUAUGCCGAUGAAUGCUAGAAAUGCUGAUCCACUGACAAGUGCCCAUAUGGUGCCACAUUCUCAUUCAGUACCUCCUCAGCAUCUUAGUGAUACAUGUUUAUUGGCGCGUCUAAUAAAACAGAAUUAUCCGCGAGCGAAAGAAAUUUAUGAGCCCUCUCCUGACUACAUACACACACAACAUCACGAGCAUCCAGUCAUGACUAAAGCCAGAUUUUUCUCGCCCUCCGUGCACACGCCAUAUUUCCAAGAGCGGGAUAUGGACACGCAGAGGCGUAAAAUCCAUCCUCAAGAUGUUGAUAUAUUCAUGAGCAUGCUGGCGCCAAAAGUAGCAGCAACACCUAGGGAGAGUAAUCAAACAAAAGCAUCGCGGGAAGCGAUGUGCCCACGAGGCACUGUGUCCUGUCUAAGUGGAGACACUUGUAUCGAUGAGAAGCAGUGGUGUGACGGCAACGUCGACUGUCUUGAUGUCAGUGAUGAAGCAAGCUGUGCUUGCAAGGAGAGAGUCGACAAAUCUCGUCUCUGCGACGGAUACUUUGACUGUCCUUUUGGAGAAGACGAAAUGGGUUGCUAUGGUUGUAGUGAAACUAUGUUUAGCUGCGAAGACUUGGACAUCAGUGCUCAAAGCACUUGCUUCUCAAAAGAGCAGAGAUGCAAUAAUGUUGUAGACUGUCCAAACCACAAAGACGAACUGGAAUGCAACAUGUUAGCUCCGAGUCUACUUAAAAAACCAUUGUUUGCUAUUUCAAAUACGGAAGGAUUUCUGCAUAGAAAUUUCAAAGGUGACUGGUAUGCUGUAUGUAAGAACCCGUAUAUGUGGGCUCAUGAUGCAUGUCGUCGGGAGACCGGUGUCAUAAUUAGGCCUCCUUUCAUCAGCACCGUUCCAAUUGACCCUAUGGUGAAGAUCGACUAUCUGAAUACUGGUCCUGGAGGUCUAAUACAAACAAGUGACACAUGCAUGAACUCGUCUGCUGUUUACGUCACAUGUCCUGACUUAAUAUGUGGAACGCGAGUGCAGUCUACGUCACAACUGCUUAAACAGAGCAAUAUUAUGGAAAAUCGUUUGUUUGGAAGAAACAAAAGAUAUUUCCCAACAAGUCAUGCCUAUCCACCAAUGUUUUACGGUAACCGUUAUAAAAGAGAUGUGGACCAAGAUAGUACUAAGACAAAUUACGGAAUGGAAAUCAAUAGAUUGUCGGCAUUUGAUACAAUGAGGAACAAAAGAACAGAGAGCAGGGUAGUGGGUGGAAGACCUAGCCAGCCGGCAGCCUGGCCUUGGAUGGUGGCUGUAUACAGAAACGGCAUGUUCCAUUGCGGUGGAGUCGUCAUUAACCAUAGCUGGGUGAUAUCUGCUGCUCAUUGUGUCAGCAAAUUUUGGAAAUAUUAUUACGAAGUACAAGUUGGAAUGCUGCGUCGGUUUUCAUUCUCACCACAAGAACAAAGCCACAGAGUGACUCAUGUCAUUGUCAAUCAAUUUUAUAGCCAAACUGACAUGAAAAACGAUAUGUCUCUAUUGAGAGUCGAGCCUGCCAUUCAGUUUAGUCGAUGGGUGCGACCGAUUUGUUUACCAAGUCCCGAUACAGCCGGUCCUGAUUGGCUUUGGGGACCUGCACCUGGCACAAUCUGUACUGCUGUUGGUUGGGGAGCUACUACGGAAAAGGGACCCGAUCCCGAUCACAUGCGUGAAGUAGAAGUGCCUAUUUGGGAAAACUGUAAACACCGGGAAGAUCAAACUGGAAAAGAAAUAUGUGCUGGAUUCGUUGAAGGAGGAAAAGAUGCAUGCCAGGGUGAUAGUGGCGGCCCGCUUUUAUGCAGAAAUCCUUUGAAUUCACAACAAUGGUACAUGGCAGGCAUCGUGAGUCACGGAGACGGUUGCGGUCGUAAAGAUGAGCCCGGUGUUUAUACUCGCGUCAGCCUCUUCGUAAAAUGGAUUAAAUAUUAUAUAUCAUCCAAUACGUUACCUACUAUUCAACCAAUACAAGAAUGUCCAGGAUUCAAAUGUGAUACUGGAAUUUCAAAAUGUCUUCCAAAUAAAAGACGAUGUGACAAAAUAGUUGAUUGCCUAAAUGGAGAAGAUGAAACUAGAUGUGAUUACACAAAAGUUUCAUUUACUGAUAGCUUACUCAUGGAAACAAAAAAUUCACUAGAAGAUCUCCCGGAAAGAAAAGAAGCUGAAACAGAAGCCCCUUUGAUGUCUACCAGCUCUAAUCAAGAAAAUAUAAUGUCAACUAGGAUGCCAAUGGACAAAGAAACUACAAAACCUCAAAUUGAUAAUGAACAACCCCUAUCUUCAAUAGAAAAUAAUCUAGCAAUGUCUACUACUUGGAAUCAAGAAAAUAUUAUCUCAACUAGGAUGCCAUUCGAUAAUGAAACUCCAAAACCUCAACUUGAUAACGAACAGAGCCUCUCUUCAACAGAAAAUUCUUACUUAAAUAAUCAAGAAUGGGAAAGCAAAAAAGUUAUAAAGGACGAAGACAUUGCCAGUGAAGAAAACUCAAAUGAUCAACCGAAAACAGUUGAAGAAACACCAGAUUUUUCACAGACUAUGAUUGGAAACAAUGAUAGAAGCUCAGAGGGUGUUAACGAUAACGUAGUAACUGGGUCAUCACUAGAAAUGACCACUAUCAGUCGUGGAGAUACAGAAUUUGUAACCAUGGGCUUUGAUCCAGCAUCCCUCGAAUCAGGAUCAUCAAUAAAACACAUGACCACUGAUGAUUAUUUGAAUGUUGAAGAUAUUGUAACAAACAACGUUUUUGCUCAAAACACUGCUGGUGAGACAGAAACAUCUACUUCUGGUUUAACAGUGAAAGAUGCUAUGGACCAAGAAGAAGAAGCGACGUCGUUAAUGAGCAAGGAAAAUGUGAAAGAAAGCGUAAAUAGCCACAGUGAUAAUGAUACAGGUUUAAUUGUAAAACUUUUGCCAGAAUCGCAAACAUUAUCACCCGACCAAGAAGCAGAAUCAAAACUUAUUCACAAAGAACUUCAACAAAUCACUGCAAAUAUUAAUCAGGAAAAGAAGGGUUCCAAAUCACUCCCAGUUACAGAUAAUUUAGAUAACUUACAAGAUAUAGUGACAUCUGAACUGGAACCACCCAAAUCAAGGAGGAAACAUCGUAACCCUCCUACAUUUGAAUGCAGACGAAUUGAGCAAACAAUACCUUAUCAGCAGCGAUGUGACAGAAAAGCGGAUUGUGAGGAUGGCACUGAUGAAUUAGACUGCACAUGUACCGACUAUUUGAUAACCUUCGACGACAAGCUUAUAUGUGAUGGAAUAUCUGAUUGUGCUGAUGGGCAAGAUGAACAGGACUGUUUCAGCUGCCCAGAAGACCAUUUCUUGUGCAAGAAAAGCCAGGUUUGCCUACCAGAAAUACAUGUCUGUGAUGGAAAACGAGAAUGUCCUCUAGGUGAAGAUGAAAUGAAUUGCUACGCAUUAUCCAACGGUCAAGAAAUGGAAUUCGACUUAGAUGAAAGACCACUAGUAAACCUAGAGGGCUACCUAACAAAGAAACACUUCAACAAUGAGUGGCAUGUACUCUGUUAUGAUCAACUAUCUAAUGAGGAACAAGAACAAGCAGCUACGCACAUUUGUCGCUACUUAGGAUUUAGCGGUGCAAAUAGAUAUCCUGUGAAAUACAUAAAUAUCAACGAGAAUGAUGUAAUGGGAAUCGAAACACACAACAACAGGCAUCGAAGAGAUACGAAGGAGCGUGUUCCUGUCCAAUUUGCCUAUAGAAUGGAAGGUUCAGACAAUGAUACAAGCCGACAUACCAUCAUAAAAGGUCCCCAAGUACUUAAAGAAGAGUGUGUACCAAACGUAACAAAAACUUGCAAGGCUUUGUACGUUGCUUGUGAUAAUACUCUGUUUACCAACUUUGAUGAUGAAGAUGAUUCAGAAAACAGUGUGUUUAAACGAGAUUCAUCAGUCAGUAACCGUGAAUGGCCUUGGAUUGCGAAAGUCUUUGUUGAAGGAGACUACAGAUGUACUGGAGUUUUAGUAAAUCUGUCUUGGGUUUUAGUCAGUGAUUCUUGCCUUUGGGAUUCUACACUAACUCAUCACUUCAUAACAGUUGUACUAGGAUCGCAUAGAACUUUAGAAGGUUUGACCAGCAUGCACGAACAAGUUUAUCAAGUGGAUUACAAGAAGGAUAUUUAUCGCAAUAAAGCAAUGUUGUUGCACCUGAAAGAACCAGCUCAUUAUUCAAAUGUCGUAAAGCCUAUGAUUGUUACUUCUCCGUACACCCCAGAAGAGAAAUCAACUUGCGUAGCCGUUGGUCAAGACUACAAAAACAAUACAAUCAGCGUAUUUUUGGAAGAAACUAAUGAAAACUGUCACCCCAGUAAUCGUUGUUUCAAACGAAAAUCCACAGAAAAUAUUUGCCCAGUUGAGGUGAAAUCGACCCAACAUUGGGCUGGUAUCAUAAGUUGUCAUACUGACCAGGGAUGGUAUCCAGCUGCUACAUUCGUUGAUGGCCGAGGAGAAUGUGGAUUACAAGACCAUAUUAAUGCUACAGAUAUAAACCAUCUUAAACACGAAAUACAUAGACAUUAUGGUAAGAAGACAUUACCGUCUUUAAUCGAGAAGGAAUUUGGUGACGAUUGCGAAGGAAUGCGAUGUGGAAGAGGUCGGUGUGUGGGAUUACUUGAAGUUUGCAACGGUGUAAGAGAUUGUGAAGAUGGUAAUGAUGAAUCUGAACAAGCCUGCGAGAAAAAACAUACAAUGUGUGAUAACGACCCAUACCAUAGAGGAUGCGAAUGUUCAGUCGGCCAAAUGAAAUGCCACAAUGGCAAAUGUAUAUCGAAGGAACUAUUCCAAGACGGAAACGAUGAUUGUGGAGACGGUACUGAUGAGCCUGGACGCUCAGUAUGUUCAGUCUACUUGGCUAGAGUGAUGCCAUCGAAACUAUGUGAUGGAAUCCUCAACUGUCAUGACAGAAGCGAUGAAGAUCCUAUGUUCUGUAAAUGUUUCGCGAAGAAGAGUUAUAAGUGCGGUUCUAAGUUAGGCGUUGAUCACUGCGUAGCUCCUGACAUGGUGUGUGAUGGUGUUCGUGAUUGCCCUAAUGGAGAAGAUGAGCAAGUCUGCAUGGGUCUCAACGCUCCACAAGGAACACCAUACGGAACCGGUCAAGUGACAGUACGGCGUCAUGGCGUCUGGCACUCCAAGUGCUACUCCUCACCGAACCACACGAAAAACGAGUUAGAAGCAAUCUGCUCCGAAUUAGGUUUCAAGAGCGGACAUGCGAAGCAAAUCAAAGAAAUCGAAAAUUUCGUAGUUCAUCCGUAUAAUAACUUAGUGGUCGACCCUUUCAAUGAAAUUACGCUCAAUAAUAACACAGUGAUAAAAAUGAGAAAUUCACACGAACCGAUAGCUAAGGCCGUGUUCGAUGAGAAUCUGAAGGAAUGUUACCCAGUCUUUAUAGAAUGUCGUUAGGAUAUCCUAUAGUUAUUUAUUUUAUUUAUUGAUGUUUAGACUUAAAGUUCGAUUUCAGUUUUUUUCUUAAUGUUUUAUAUGGAAUAAAUGUAUUUUUUUAUGUUCUUUAAA
This is a messenger RNA of Spodoptera litura, 6348 nucleotides long. RefSeq names its product serine protease nudel (gene ndl). The record is from RefSeq and is a predicted model, not a curated record. Gene Ontology annotation, cellular component: membrane. NCBI's taxonomy places the organism in Eukaryota, Metazoa, Arthropoda, Insecta, Lepidoptera, Noctuidae. Gene Ontology annotation, biological process: proteolysis. Gene Ontology annotation, molecular function: serine-type endopeptidase activity; protein binding.